Guillardia theta CCMP2712 is the source of this 3858-nucleotide messenger RNA. RefSeq lists its product as hypothetical. The transcript has 17 exons. The record is from RefSeq and is a predicted model, not a curated record. Bases 1 to 3858 code for a protein of 1285 amino acids. NCBI's taxonomy places the organism in Eukaryota, Cryptophyceae, Pyrenomonadales, Geminigeraceae.
AUGGCGAGGACAACGGUUCAUCGUCGCCACGAGACAAGGAUGAGUUACGAUCACAUGAAAAUCCUACAUGGCGAACUUUUGGAAGGAAUUCUAUCGUUCGUCAACGAAGAAGUGGAUACUGUCAUCGAUGAAAAGAUCCAACAGGAUUCCUUGAAGUUGAGCAACAGCAAGCAGGACGUGGGAAGGAUUCACUGUCAGAGUAUCAAAACUUUCGGCAUCUCCGAGACGAGCAUCAUCAAGAUAGUCUUCAUCCAAGUACACCUGAACGGUAUCCCCCUUGACAUCGUCGUUGUUAUGAAUCUUGACAGAAAAAUGGGAUUGCAGCAGACUCACUCGAGACUCCUCGCCAUCGUAGAUUCUGAUCAUUCCUUGAUGCCACACCUGCUCGUCGAGAUCGUUCACACAGAGGAAUCGAUUUCUGUGGUAUACGCCGACUUCGUUCCUCGCACGCCGAAUGAGAUGCUGAUGAAAUCGAUCUUGAAGCCAGAUGAAUAUACAAGAUCGGUCUCACCUAUCCUUCAAAAUAAUCUGUCACUUGUCAAGAGUCGCUACGUGGAGACUGCAAGAAAAUCGAAAGAGAGCAGGCCCAACAACAAUUUCUCUCUGGAUGGAGUCCAACAAAUCAGUGCUGUGGGUCAAAUCCCGAGCUCUUCAUCGCCUUUCCAAGUCUUGAUCCCUGCGGCUCAACUGACGGCAGUCAUCGCACUGAGCGUGCGAAACUUGAUAGGAGAGUGGCUGGCGCUCCUUCGUGUAACUGCUCCUUUCCUCGCUGUCACGGAUCGGAUGUUGGAGGGGAUUUGGCAGCAGGAGAAGCUCCUCGAUUUGUCGCUUUUCAACCCGAGAGAUGAUCCUCUCGCCUCAAGGCUGAACCGAAUAGACCACACGUUCAUCGUCAAUAUUCGUAACUUUCUCAACCUCGGGCCUCUCACGCAAAGGCACACAGGCAUUCAGGUGAAGCAUACAGUGUUGAAGACGUCGAGGAUGUCAAAGCUGCAUGGCGCCAAGGAGUGUGCCAAGUCAAGCAUCAUGGCGUUUGAUGAUCCCGACCUAAGGAAAAAGAUGAGCUGCGCUGCGUUCGAGAAGAAAGCGCAAAGAUUCCACGAACGUAUCGACGUCAGGUCGCCCACCAAGAAAGUCUCUCAUCAUCUCGACCUUCCAUCGAGUCCAACGAGUCUUUCGCGCAACGGGCAGAGGAGCCCGAAGACAAAUUCGUCUUCGAGGAUGGAGAAGCAGCGGCGAGGAGAAAGCCCAAAGCUGUUCCCGGAGGAUCAAAAUAGUUGUCACUGGUCUGCUGAAGCGAUGAUGAAUGGAGACGAGAAGAGAGUUGAGGAGCAGGUUGUUAAGUUAGAGAACGAGAAGCAAAACCUGGAUGCGAGCAACAACAACGACGAGGAGUCAAUGGAGAAGCAGAAUGGGGGUGAAGGAGAAGAGCAGGAUAGAGGAAAAGGAGAGGAGGAGGACCACGAGGACGAAGUGGAACGGAGCUUACUUUCAAAGAUGGGUGAAGGACUCGGAACGGCAUCUCCCGCUGGUCAUCCCACCCAACUUUCUCCAGCACGAUCUCGAGAAGAUGGAGCUGCGAGCAGGAAAGAGGAGGAUGAGCAGGUUUCUGAACCGGAAGAGGGAGCUUCAACCCACCAGCAGGACAGCUUCAAUGAGAUCUCAGAGGAGGAGAUCAUGGCGGCGGCCGCAAGAGCCAUGAACAUCCUCGACCUUCAUAUUCUACGGUCUCACCGCCAGCAACGGGAAAGUGAGAGAAAGUCUCCGUCAGACUGUAUCUACGAGGAGGAGAAGAGAGGGAGGGAUGGAGGGAUGCUGAAAGGAGACAUGGAGGGAAUCUCGGCUAAGGAAGAGGAGAAGCGGCAGCACGAUGAACAGGAGGGACCAGGGGAUCAAAAGGGGCAGGAUCAGGAGCAGGAGCAGGAGAAUGAGCAGGAGCAGGAGGAGGAGCAGGAGGAGAUUGCAGCUGAUGAGCAGGAGGAGCAUCAGGUUCACGAGGAAGGUUACGAGGGGGGAAACUCAUCGAACGAGGACGAGCAUUCCUCUGGAGGGGAUGAGUUCGAGCAUGUGAGUAAGAGAGAAGCCCUGUGGACAGACUGCAACCUGGACGAGCUCAAGAAGCUGGACGAGAGGUCUUGGGAGAUCGUCUCCAGCCUGCGGCAGAUCCCUGUGGCCACCCUGCAGGUGGAGGCGGAGCAGAGACUAUCUGGGCCCCUCCGUUCCUCCUCGUCCCGAGGGCAGAAGAGCGUCAUGCUCCAUGUGCUGAACUGCACGACUCUCUCGCUGUCCCUCCAGCGCUACGGUGGAGAGCAGAUGCGUUGGGCGAUCCUCCCUCCUCCCGAGAUCUCGCCGGGGGAGGAGAUCGUGAUGGCCAGCGAGUCUCUUGGUGGUUUACUCUCCAGUCCCUCGGCUGAGGUGGCGUACGAGGUGAAGACAGGAGAAGGAGGAGGAGGAGAAAGCAGCGGCGGCUUCGGCAGCGUUGAGUUCUACAUGCGGUGGGAGUUAUCCCUUUCAGGACGCGUCGUCUUCUCCUCCAGCGCGUCGCCAGGAUGGCACGUGGAGAGGGAGUACCUCAACGGCAACAGCGGCAGCCAUGCGACCUCGCGCUUCUUCCUCCUCCGCACCCCCUGCCCGCUGAGCUUCAUCGCCCUGCAGGAAAGCUACAGGAUGGGUCACAGGCAGAGGAAGGAAGGGAGUUCCUCCCUGCGACAGCAUCCCCUAAACCUCUUCCAGCUGGACUGCGACCUUCACGCGGGGCUCCGAUGCACGCGGGAGAGGACAAGGCACAUCGUCUCGUGGCUGCACCGCUGCUCCUUCCCCCUCAGCGGGCUGGAGAAGGAGGGCAACCUCGACAUCCUUGUCCUCCUUGGAGUCCAUGCUGAGGCCGCGCGUCUCGAGCUCCUCAAGUCGUUCUCGACUCCUCUGGGACUCGCUCACGUCGUCGCCGAGGUUGGCUGUCGCUCGCUUGGCCUCACUGGAGACUCCGGCAUCCUCCUCGCGUCCAAGUUUCCCGUCCUUUCCCAUCGCUUCUUCUCUUUCCCGGGGCACGAUGGCUGCAGCCAUCCAGGGAUCAACCUGCCCAAGGGGAGCUACGGAGGAAUGCUUGCUGUGCUGCUGGACCUGUCCAGGAGGCGGGCGGGGGAUAGACUUGUUGUGUUCGUGAGCACGGUUCCAAACCAGGAGGCGAUCUGGAAGGCGAUGAGGAAGGCUAUGUCUUCCUUUAUGUCCGCCUGCCAGGUCCCAACCUCCACCUCUGCUGCUCUUCUUAUUGGGAAGUUCGAAGGAGUUCCCUUCCUCUCUAAAGGGCUGGACGUGCGGGAGGGCGCGGAGAGGGAGGGCGAGCUUGCAGCACAGAACCACCUCCUGCUCCCCGUGAUGGAGCUGCGAGAUCUCUUGAUGGAUCCGAAGCCGUCGGAAGAGCGAGGAGGAGGAAGCGCGAAGACCUUCGGGGGGCUGGGGGAGGCAGUCGCUCGGUCCCUGGCCAUCGGGACAUACAGCAGUGCCAAGUUUCCGAGGACAUGGGAUCCAACAUACAACUCGCUUGCUGCCUCCGUGGCAGACAAGAAGAGACCUCCUCGAGGGUCUAUGGCGAUGCCAUGCAGAAUCAGUGCGAUUCUUGCUGUCGACGCGAUCUUGGGCAUCGAUGACAAGAACGGAUCAUCUCGUGGCGGAGGCGAUCAGGGCUACCCUCAGGCGCAGAAGUGUGUCAGAGAGGACAUGAUGAGCCAAGUGAUGCGCGAAUGCUUUCGGCCGGUAGAAUGUCUGCACAUCAGUGUGGAGCCUCUAGGAGCAACAGCGGCUUCCCAGCCGUCGGGAAAUUAUGCUGUGCUUGCAUCGCUCAUCAUCAGUGAUCGCUAG